GUGGAGAGGUGUUGGGCGCUAAGCCAUCUCGGCCACAAUAAUGCUGCCGGUAGGAGUUCACUGAUAUGUUGGUCGCACGGUUUGGCACUUCCCUUGCUUCAACCUCGCCCGAAACGCUGCUUGGCGCCAUCGCAACCGCUCAGACUCUCGGACUGGCAUCCAGGACACGCAUGGAACCCACGGCGCGGGCUACCGCUAACGACCAUACCACACUCUGCAUUUUGCUUGACGUCAGCGAUCGGAUGCAUCUGA
Messenger RNA from Saprolegnia parasitica CBS 223.65, 252 nucleotides. RefSeq lists its product as hypothetical. NCBI's taxonomy places the organism in Eukaryota, Oomycota, Saprolegniomycetes, Saprolegniales, Saprolegniaceae. The annotation marks the transcript as partial. The record is from RefSeq and is a predicted model, not a curated record. The transcript is spliced from 2 exons.